GAGCUCAGCCCUCCAACCCAGCCCGUGUGUCAGGCUGUCAGCAGGGCCGUUUCUCCCAAGAAGAUUUCCAGGCCCCUCUGGGCCAUGAAGAGGCCUAAAUUUAGCCAGCACACAAGAGGCUGGCUUGGAGCCCAGGGACAUCGGGCCUUAUAAAGCGCUGGCAGUCGGGGCCCGGCACGCUUCCCUGGAGGCCUGCACCCACACAUUUCUCCAGUGCAGCCCCUGCCUGGACAGGGGCUCUGCUGCCUGUGGAUGAGCCACCGGACCUCCUCCGCCUUCAGAGCGGAGAGAAGCUUCCAUUCUUCCUCCUCCUCCUCCUCCUCUUCCUCUUCUUCUUCGGCCUCCCGAGCCCUCCCGACCCAGGACCCACCCAUGGAGAAGGCUUUGAGCAUGUUUUCGGAGGAUUUCGGCAGCUUCAUGAGGCCCCACUCUGAGUCCCUGGCCUUCCCAGCCCGUCCCGGGGGACAAGGCAACAUCAAAACCCUCGGGGAUGCCUACGAGUUUACAGUGGACAUGAGAGACUUUUCCCCUGAAGAUAUUAUUGUCACCACCUCCAACAACCACAUCGAGGUGCGGGCUGAGAAGCUGGCUGCUGAUGGCACAGUCAUGAACACCUUUGCUCACAAGUGCCAACUACCAGAGGAUGUGGACCCUACAUCGGUGACCUCGGCCCUUCGAGAGGAUGGUAGCCUCACCAUUCGGGCACGGCGUCACCCACACACGGAACAUGUCCAGCAGACCUUCCGGACGGAGAUAAAAAUCUGAGGGUCUCCCUACCCUUGCCCUCCCCCCAUCUCCUCCUCAACUGGCCUGCUGGUGAGGUCAUCCUGACCCCUGACAAUGGCCCCCAGAACAUCUCAGUGUAGGUCCUAGUCACUCCACACACUCUUAGGCCCCAGGUGGGUCACACCCACGCACCCCAAACUAGGGCCCUCCUUCCCACCCAGGGCAGUCCCAAGACCCUCUUGCCCUCACCCAGAUGGGACCUCCCUAUCUUAGUCCACAGUAGAGGAGUUGAGGUAUCAACUUGGGGAGAAAGAUGGGGACUGAGCUUCUGAGCAAAAGUUCAAAGGACAGAGAGACAUCAACAGCAUCUCUGCAGGGCAGGGGACCAGGGACCCUCCCAGCAAGUGAAAUAUAAGAGUUGGCCACAAGCGCCGGGCGGUGGUGGCGCACGCCUUUAAUCCCAGCACUCGGGAGGCAGAGCCAGGCGGAUCUCUGUGAGUUCGAGGCCAGCCUGGUCUCCAAAGCGAGUUCCAGGAAAGGCGCAAAGCUACACAGAGAAACCCUGUCUCGAAAAAAAAACCAAAAAAAAAAAAAAAAAAA
Peromyscus californicus insignis is the source of this 1326-nucleotide messenger RNA. RefSeq names its product heat shock protein family B (small) member 7 (gene Hspb7). Gene Ontology annotation, biological process: heart development. Lineage: Eukaryota; Metazoa; Chordata; Mammalia; Rodentia; Cricetidae. Gene Ontology annotation, cellular component: nucleus; cytoplasm. Bases 253 to 765 code for a protein of 170 amino acids. The record is from RefSeq and is a predicted model, not a curated record. The transcript is spliced from 3 exons.